AUGGAAUUUCCGUUGGCAGAAAGCGAUUGUGGUUCGUUCGAUAACCUUAAAAGAGUGGAGCUGGAUGGAGUCGGGGCUAUUUCAGAAAGCUCUGCAUUUGGAUCGUGUUUUUACAAACGAAUGUCCGCAGUACCCGAACUCAUAAAUAUAGACGCCAGGUACAGUGUGUCGCGCAGCACCAUUGUAGGGCCUGUUGUUCUGACCCUUGAGAAUAUGGUUGUAGACAUUAAAGGUCUACUCCCAGUACUUCGGUCACCCACGUGUCAACUGUGA
Messenger RNA from Ceutorhynchus assimilis (cabbage seed weevil), 273 nucleotides. Lineage: Eukaryota; Metazoa; Arthropoda; Insecta; Coleoptera; Curculionidae. The record is from the annotation of a GenBank genome assembly.